AUGGGCCAUACCCUCGGCGAAGGGUAUGAGGCGAAGGCGAAUAGAUCACAGCAGACGGGCAACGUUCUUCCAAACUGCUGCUGCUUCUGGCUUACGGGCGCUCCUGAUCUGGAGCAAGAGGCGGGCAGUCAAAAAGCAGUCGAGACAGCAGCAGACUUGGGUGGUGAUAUAUGGGCAGAGGAAGAAGAGGAAGACGAGGAAGAAGAAAAGAAGACGUCGAGGUUGAGAUGA
Molecule: messenger RNA, 231 nt
Organism: Trichophyton benhamiae CBS 112371
Lineage: Eukaryota; Fungi; Ascomycota; Eurotiomycetes; Onygenales; Arthrodermataceae
Exons: 2
Coding region: 1-231 (76 amino acids)
Source: RefSeq, a predicted model, not a curated record